Messenger RNA from Gossypium raimondii (Peruvian cotton), 1679 nucleotides. Its product is annotated as 5'-adenylylsulfate reductase-like 4. Lineage: Eukaryota; Viridiplantae; Streptophyta; Magnoliopsida; Malvales; Malvaceae. The transcript is spliced from 4 exons. The record is from RefSeq and is a predicted model, not a curated record. The coding region runs from base 387 to 1346 and encodes 319 amino acids.
AAGUAUUUCUUGGAUUAAAAAAUUAAGGACCAAAAGCGCACUAACAUUAAUUUAUUUAUUGGAUUUUUUUUACUCUAUGACUAGAAGACCAGCUUUCGCUUAACUCAACUCUUUUAUAGUUCGAUCCUUCCAAAUUGAAGUUCCCCCAUAAUACCCAAAAUGUCAUUAAAUACAUUACAACUUAUCUCCUCCGUGAUAUAUGUAUGUAUAUAUACUAUGUAACAACUUUUCCUCCCUAUUUUCUCCUUUCUCCGAUUGAAUAUGUGAAAUCACUUUUUAGGGUUUUUAAAAAUUUAUAUAAAAAAACAAUCAUUAUAAAUUGGCCAGCCUUAAAACAUUUUUUUUUAAAAAAAUCGUGUCAAUCGGCAAAUCAUUGUCGGUAGUUGAUGGGUACGAAGGCAUGGCAAACGAGGAUGCUAAUACUGGUUUUCUGGUGGAGGCUAACGUGCGCCGUCUUCGUCCCUUUAAGGGUUCCGUUAUGUCCCAAGGUCUCCGUUUCCGACGCGAUCUUUGACUUCAGAGACUCCUAUUGUCCUAUUACCUCUGCUCGUACUCAAUCUAUCGUUUUCGUUGGCGUUAUCGAGGGAGAUGAGGUUUCGAUGCAAAAGGCACUUAACAUGGUAUAUAGGAACGGUCAUGGAUAUGUAGCAGUGCUUUUCUAUGCAUCUUGGUGCCCCUUUUCAAGGUCUUUUAGACGAAGCUUCAAUAUCCUUUCUUCUUCCUAUCCGUGCAUUCCCCAUUUUGCCAUUGAAGAAUCAUCUGUCAGACCAAGCAUACUCUCAAAGUAUGGCGUUCAUGGGUUUCCUACUCUUUUCCUUUUAAAUUCUACGAUGCGUGCACGUUAUCAUGGAAACCGAUCUUUUGAAUCUCUUGGGGCAUUCUAUAGUGAUGUCACUGGCAUUAAGAACUCUCUGGAUAAAACAUCAUUGGAAAAAAUUGGACACUUGUCAAAUCAAGAGAAGCAUAAUAGCACUGAGCAGGAAAGCUGCCCAUUCUCGUGGGCAAGAUCUCCGGAGAAUUUACUUCGACAAGAGACAUACUUGGCUCUGGCCACCACUUUUGUGCUUUUUAGAUUGCUUUACCUAUUGUAUCCUACUUUUCUUGUAUUUGCUCAGUUAACAUGGAGACGGCUGAUUCGAAAUGUUAAACUGGGGACUUUGUUGGAACAUCCUUUGGCCUAUCUGAAACGAGCAAUCCAGCUGUUUAAUUCCCUGAAGGAACCUUGCAAGAGAAGCAACUUACAAGGCGCAAUGAAUGCUAGAGCAUGGGCCUCUAAAUCCCUUGCUACCGUUUCAAUUGGUGACGCCAACACAAAUCGUGUUGUGCCAAUAACUGGAUGUCGCUAACUCCUUAGAUGGUGUGGGAUAUAAAGGUAUAUUUUGUUUCCUAUGAAAUCUUUGGCCGCAAUCUCAUGGAAGCAGGAGCCCUUUUGUUACAUGACUUUUUAAUACACCAACUUUGGUGUUAAUUUGAAUUAUGGCAUGUUGACCCUGAACUAGUGAAGUUUCAUUUGUCAAUAUUAUUUAGAAUACGUCUUUACACCAAAAAACGGCGCUGAAACUUUGUGAAUAGGUUAACCAAGUACAGCAAUGUAUCGAUGGUAUAAGCCAUUUUUGGCUCAUUUGAAGCAUGUUUGCCACGUUUUGUUAAAUAAUGGUAAACCUUCGUGUUCUGUCUUA